Molecule: messenger RNA, 1017 nt
Organism: Acanthoscelides obtectus
Lineage: Eukaryota; Metazoa; Arthropoda; Insecta; Coleoptera; Chrysomelidae
Source: the annotation of a GenBank genome assembly
AUGUACUCAGAAAAGAGGCAUGUUACUAUCAAAACAUUAAAGGAAGAAUUGGACGUCAAACAAAUAGUGGACAUAAGCAAGAUGUCAUUGUGCCGCUUAUUGCCGCUUAUUGGCUUCCAAUAUAAACAGGAAGACAACCGGAAGGCGCUUAUGGAGAAAAGCAGUGUCGUUGCUUUGAGAGCAGAAUUUCUGCGCAAAUAUAAUGAAAAUGGAAACUCCCCCUUUAAACGCACAGUUGUUUUCUUAGAUGAGACAUGGAUUUUUGCAAAAGGGAACAGGAAGAGAUCCUGGCAGGACGGAUCCGUAAAAGGGACCCGAAAACCUGGGGGAUUUGAAGGCAAACGCUAUAUUGUAUUACAUGCUGGUCACAGUGGGGGGUUCGUGGAGAAUGCUUCACUCAUCUAUGGCACUGCCUCAAAACUGGGAGAUUAUCAUGGAGACAUGAAUGGCGAUACAUUUUUGAAGUGGGUCAAAGAGAAACUAGUUCCAAAUUUGGAGGAGCCAUGCCUCAUUGUUAUGGAUAAUGCUUCCUACCACAGUGUAUUAGUGGAGAAGCAGCCAAUAUCAUCUUGGACAAAAGCCCAGGUCAUACAGUGGUUGGAGGGAAACAACAUUAAUUUUGAGAGGAACCAAUUUAAAAGUGAACUCUUAAAAUUGGCCAAGCAACAUGCUCGGCCUGCAAGAUUUGUUGUUGAUGAAUACCUACGAGAACAUGGGCAUGAGGUACUGCGACUACCGCCAUACCACUGCCAGUUCAAUGCCAUCGAACUGAUAUGGGCACAGGCAAAACAAUAUUAUGAUACCCAUAUAGGCGAGGAAGGUUAUGGCGCUGACAAAGUGCUAGGCAUGUGGCAGAAGGCAUUGGAAAACUGUACUCCUGACAGAUGGGCCUCUGUUGUCACACACACGGAGGGAGUUAUAGAUGCAUGGUAUAACAGACAACGAAUCCUGGAUAAUGUGCCAGAAGUGAUUAUUACAAUCAAUGGAGACGACAGCAGUUCAGAUGAAGAUUUUUAA